CAAACCGUCGUCACACUUUUCUACGUCUCAUCGAUCCCCCCUCUCUUUCCCAUUCCCCCCCAUUCAUAUCGUUGGGUCACGGUCCAACGACCUGCUCUGGGUUCCCCCUCACCACCAUCGAUACUGUAGCCGCCAUGACCACUACCCAAGACUCUACGGCCAAGACCAUGCCGGAUGACGGCACGGGUGUUCUCCAGAUUGACCCUUGGCUGGAGCCUUACAAGGCUGGCCUCCAACAGAGGUACUCCGAGUACAAGAAGGCCUUGAACUUCAUCAACCAGCAUGAGGGAGGCCUGGACAAGUUCUCCCAAAGCUACAAGACGAUGGGCUUCCAAGUGGACGACAAGGGCGGGGUUUCCUACCGUGAAUGGGCACCCGGAGCCGUCCAGGCUCGGCUCAUCGGCGACUUCAACAACUGGUCGCAUACUGCCAACCCCAUGACCAAGAAUGAGUUUGGCGUUUGGGAGUGCUACGUGCCUCCUACCUCCCCAGGCGUCUGCGCAAUCCCUCACGACUCCAUGCUCAAGAUCUCGAUGACUACCCCAAGCGGAGAGAGCUUGGAUCGCCUCCCUGCCUGGGCCACUCGUGUCACUCAAGACCUGAACGUGUCUCCCGUGUAUGACGCUCGAUUCUGGAACCCUCCCAAGAGUGACCGAUACCAGUUCAAGAAUGGCCAUUCUCAGAACUCCAUCGAGGGCCUCAAGAUCUACGAGGCACAUGUUGGAAUCUCCAGCCCCAACAUGCGCGUCACCACAUACAAGGAGUUCGAGACGGAUGUCCUGCCGAGGAUCAAAGCCCUCGGGUACAACACCAUUCAAAUGAUGGCCAUUAUGGAGCAUGCGUACUACGCCUCGUUUGGCUAUCAGGUUACCAGCUUCUUUGCGGCCUCGUCCCGUUAUGGUACCCCGGAGGAGCUCAAAAGUCUUGUCGACAAGGCCCAUGAGCUGGGAUUGACUGUGCUCCUCGACGUUGUUCACUCGCACGCCAGUAAGAAUGUUCUUGACGGCCUCAAUAUGUACGAUGGUACAGACCACCACUACUUCCACGAAGGCGGUCGUGGCCGUCACGAUCUCUGGGACUCGCGCCUCUUCAACUACGGCCACCCUGAGGUCCAGCGCUUCCUCCUCUCGAACCUCCGCUUCUGGAUGGACGAGUACAAGUUUGACGGCUUCCGUUUCGAUGGUGUCACCAGCAUGAUGUACAAGCACCAUGGCAUGGGCGUCGGUUUCUCAGGCGGAUACCACGAGUACUUUGGGGACUCGGUCGACCUCGAAGCCAUGGUUUAUCUCAUGCUCUCCAACCAAAUGCUUCACGAGCUGUAUCCGAAGGUCGUGACGAUCGCGGAGGAUGUCUCCGGCAUGCCUACACUCUGCCGCCCCGUCGCUGAAGGGGGUGUCGGGUUUGACUACCGGCUUGCAAUGGCGAUUCCUGACAUGUGGAUCAAGUUGCUCAAGGAGAAGUCGGAUGACGAGUGGGACAUGGGCCACAUUGUCCACACGCUCACUGACCGACGACACUUGGAGCGUACCGUGGCCUACGCCGAGAGCCAUGACCAGGCCCUCGUCGGAGACAAGACCUUGGCCUUCUGGCUGAUGGACAAGGAAAUGUAUGAGUACAUGUCGGAUCUUACUCCAUUCACCCCUGUUAUUGAGCGCGGCAUGGCCCUCCACAAGAUGAUCCGCCUGUUGGUCCACGCCCUUGGAGGUGAAGCAUACCUGAACUUUGAGGGUAACGAGUUUGGCCACCCAGAGUGGAUGGACUUCCCUCGCGAAGGCAAUGGCGACUCUUUCGCCCACGCUCGUCGUCAGUUCAACCUCGUCGACGACCACCUCCUGCGUUACAAGUACCUCAACGCCUGGGACACGGCUGUACAGACCCUGGAAGACAAGUACAAGUGGCUUAGCUCGCCGCAGGCCUACGUUUCGCUUAAGCACGAAGGUGACAAGGUGAUCGUUUUUGAACGCGCCGGUCUCCUUUUCAUCUUCAACUUCCAUCCAACCAACUCUUUCGCCGACUACCGUGUUGGCGUCGACACCCCUGGCAAGUACCAUGUCGUCUUGAACUCGGACGACAAGCAAUUCGGGGGCCUUGAGCGAGUAAACAGCAGCGGCGAGUACUUUACGACCCCCAUGGAGUGGAACGGGAGGAAGAACUGGCUCCAGGUCUACAUCCCGACGCGCACGGCCCUGGUUCUUGGCCAGUAGUUGACGAGUGCAUUAAGUUUAGUUAGUAACAGCAAGGCGUGGAACAGUAAACGGAUGAAUGUCUCCUCUAUGAUGCCACAGAAACA
This is a messenger RNA of Vanrija pseudolonga, 2290 nucleotides long. RefSeq names its product 1,4-alpha-glucan-branching enzyme (gene GLC3). Lineage: Eukaryota; Fungi; Basidiomycota; Tremellomycetes; Trichosporonales; Trichosporonaceae. Gene Ontology annotation, cellular component: cytoplasm. Gene Ontology annotation, biological process: glycogen biosynthetic process. Gene Ontology annotation, molecular function: hydrolase activity, hydrolyzing O-glycosyl compounds; 1,4-alpha-glucan branching enzyme activity; cation binding. The record is from RefSeq and is a predicted model, not a curated record. The transcript is spliced from 16 exons. Bases 135 to 2204 code for a protein of 689 amino acids.